This is a messenger RNA of Penicillium longicatenatum, 273 nucleotides long. Its product is annotated as alcohol dehydrogenase. The record is from RefSeq and is a predicted model, not a curated record. NCBI's taxonomy places the organism in Eukaryota, Fungi, Ascomycota, Eurotiomycetes, Eurotiales, Aspergillaceae. The transcript has 2 exons. Bases 1 to 273 code for a protein of 90 amino acids.
AUGUUCCCAGCCAUUCCUAAGACUUGCAAAGCAAUUGUCCUUGACGGUCCCAAAGCACCAUGGGCAUUGCGGGAAGUUCCGGUAGAGCUCAAAGAAGGCGAAAUUUUGAUCAAAUCGCUAGCUUGCGGUGUCUGUCACAGUGCUAUCUUGAUGACCGAAACCCAGGGCUUUGCGAAUUUUGAUCCUUACUACGCUAAGUUUGGUAUCUGGGAAAGACCCGGCCUUUGCGGCAUCCAUGCGGGCUGCAUCCUUUCCGAAAGAGAGGAGUCUUGA